AUGAUGAGAUUAUUAAUUAAAACUUUUCCAAAAAGUUUGUUUUCCUCAUCUAAAAGAAACCUAAGUGAUAUUCCUUCUUUAUCUGAAUUCAUGUAGUAGAAUACCCCAUAAACUCAUAAUACAAAUAAUGGUCCUAAGUUUUUUAUUGAAACUUAUGGAUGUUAAAUGAAUACAAAUGAUUCCUAAAUUGUGUAAUCAAUUUUAUCAAAUGAAGGAUAUUCUAAUACAACCAACAUAGGUGAAGCUGAUAUUAUAUUUUUAAAUACAUGUUCAAUAAGAGCAAAUGCUGAGAAAAAAGUGUUUCAAAGAAUGUCAGAAUUAAAAUCUUAAAAUAAAGUUCUUGGUAUAUUAGGAUGUAUGGCAGAAAGACUUAAAUAAUAAUUAUUUACUUAAGGGGCAGACAUUAUUGUCGGUCCAGAUAGCUAUAAAUCAUUACCUAAUCUAUUAGAAUCAUUUCAAUUAACUAGAGAUAAACAAAUAAAUACAGAACUUUCAUAAACAGAAACAUAUGAUGAUAUACUUCCUAUAAAUCCUACUGAUAGUAUAACAACAUAUGUUUCUAUAAUGAGAGGAUGUAAUAAUAUGUGUUCAUUUUGUGUUGUUCCUUUUACUAGAGGAAGAGAAAGAAGUAGAAAUCCAGAAAGUAUUCUUAGUGAAAUCUAAACAUUAACUUAAAAAGGAAUUAAGGAAAUAACACUUUUAGGGUAAAAUGUUAAUAGUUAUUUUUAUCAUGAUGAAAAUAUUUAAAGUUAACAUGAAAAUACUGUUGGUUUUACAGAACUUUAUAAAUUAAGAUCUGGAAAUGGAAUUAGAUUUGAUUAACUUUUAAAUCAAAUAGCAAUUACAUUUCCAAACAUUAGAAUCAGAUUUACUUCGCCUCAUCCUAAAAACUUCCCUAAAAAAGUUUUAGAAGUGAUUGCAAAACAUCCAAAUAUAUGCAAAAAGUAUAAAUUUUGUAAUUUAGCAUCCAUAUUCCUAUUCAAUCAGGUUCUGAUGAGAUAUUAUAAAAAAUGAGAAGAAAUUAUACAAGAAGAGCAAUUGAAGACUUAUGUAAUGAAAUUAGAAACUCUAUUCCAAAUGUAACCUUAUCAACUGAUGUAAUUGUUGGUUUUUGUGAUGAAACUGAAUAUGAUUUUUAAUAAACUUUAAGUUUGAUGUAAUCUGUCUAAUUUGAAAAUGUAAAAAAACUAUCUUUUAAAUAGGCUUUUAUGUUUGCUUAUUCUAUGAGAGAAAAAACACAUGCUUAUAGAAAUUUUUAAGACAAUGUACCUGAAAGUGUUAAACUUAGUCGUCUUGAAAUACUUAUUGAUUAACAACACAAAAUUAUGAAUUAUAAAAAUUCACUUGAUGUUGGAAAGUAUUAUCAAAUUUUAAACUUAGGAAACAUAUUGUUUUAGUUGAACAAGUAGGUAAUAAACCUAAUCAACUUAAAGGAAGAACAGAUUCCAAUAAAACUGUUGUAUUUUAAAAUUUGGAUAAUUUCUAUUCUAUUGGUGAUUUUGUAGAAGUUUAAAUUGUUAGUAGUGGUUUAAAAACACUCUAAGCAAACCCUAUAAAUAAAUGUGAUAUAAAUUUUAAUUGA
Molecule: messenger RNA, 1582 nt
Organism: Paramecium sonneborni
Lineage: Eukaryota; Ciliophora; Oligohymenophorea; Peniculida; Parameciidae
Source: the annotation of a GenBank genome assembly